Microstroma glucosiphilum is the source of this 3051-nucleotide messenger RNA. RefSeq names its product COG2-domain-containing protein. Gene Ontology annotation, biological process: protein transport; intra-Golgi vesicle-mediated transport; Golgi organization. The record is from RefSeq and is a predicted model, not a curated record. Gene Ontology annotation, cellular component: membrane; COG complex. NCBI's taxonomy places the organism in Eukaryota, Fungi, Basidiomycota, Exobasidiomycetes, Microstromatales, Microstromataceae. The coding region runs from base 1 to 3051 and encodes 1016 amino acids. The transcript has 6 exons.
AUGGCGACAACGGAGCAUCUGGAGUAUGAACAUGAUCACACUCGGCCGGACAACCACCACAUGACCCUGCCAUCUGCUACGCCCCUCUCCCACUCUUCCCCGGCUCUGCGCGCAGGCGAGGUCUUCAAUCCUUCUGAUCUGUUGUGCUCUCUCCUGCCUGCCUCACUUGGAUCACAUUCGAAGCAGCUUACAGCUUACGACGACCAGCUGUCAGGAGAGCUGGAGACGGUCGUAGAUGACGAGUACAAAGAGUUCAUUGCGCUUGCUGCGAGACUGGGAGGCGAACGACAGCGGAUAGACCGGCUGGCGCAUUGGGCGGGUGACAGCGGGCAAGAAGGCUUGGAAGGCGUCAGACUUUGUGUAGACAAGGAGAGAGAUGAAGUCAUGGCUGCGCAAUCGGACGUACUGCACUUGCUGACCAGUCGGCAAGCCAUCGAAACGCGAAAGACGGAUCUCAGGGCAUUGCUCUCCUUCUCAGAUACGGUACAGCGCCUCGAAGGCUUGCUGCUGAUCCCGACAGGGGCUGAAGUAGCGAGCUCGUCUGCUAGAGCCACAGCGAACCCUUCUCCACGGCCUCAUCACGGAAGCGCCUCCAGAGCAAGCGGCCGUCCUCACGAAGAUGAUGACGACCUCAUCAGAAGAAUGAAAGGGGAGCGACAUCCAAACAAUGAACAAAAUGGAGGUGAUCGCUCUUCAUUAGAAGAUGAGCUCGGUACAUAUGAUUCCGAUGCCUCGUCAUCUGCUGUGAACCGUCGCAAUCUGGCGAAUGUCGCUCUGCAAUCCGAAGCGAUGCCAAAAGCUGCUCCGCAAAAGCAGUUGCACCAUACAGGCCGCAAUCUUGAUCUCCCAACAAGGAUAGCACGAGCGAAAACAACUUGGGAAAGUCUCGACUUCCUUCGACGAGCCGCUGCCAAGCUGCCAGCUCACGCGAAGGAUGCGCAGAUCCUUGAAGGCUCAUCAUCAGCGCUUUCGAACAAGGUCCCUUUUCUUGAGAGACACGAGCAGCGCCUCUCGGCUAUUCAGACCACACUGAAGGGAGACCUACGCAGCUUGUUCAGUCGUCUCAUGACACCUGGAGCUUUACUGGUCGAGAUCGAUGAGCCUGCCGGGCUUGUCUCAAAUCCGAACAGUAUCGGCGAUCUUGAUCGAUGGAGCCGGAUCGCGCCUGGUUUGUCGCAAUCGCAGGCGCUCUCCGAGAAGAUGAAAGAGAGAAAGACAUGGAUGAUAAUGCUUCUCGAGGCAUGGACAAGCAUCGGCACCGAUGUCGAGACUUCUAUCACUGAGGUGCAGGAGCAUCUUUGCGAGAAAUUUGUCGCACCAUGGUGCCAAGACUUCGUACGUCUUGAUCGAGAUGUACGAAAUACCCACUUUCGAGCGUUGGCGUCCUCAGCUGCUUCUCACCUGCAAGUAAAUGGGGGCCCUCCGCUGCUACAUACUGACGACACAAGAGACAUGAGCCCAUUCCUUCCGAUGUUCAACACGAUCAUUCGCUUUGUCCACAGUAUGCGUGGACUGACAGCUCUGCUCGAGUCUUUCGACCCGAUUGGGAACCGACCGAAGACACUACUGUCUAGCGAUGAGUCCAACGAGUCAGCACGGAAGCGACACAGCAGAAUACAACCGUUCGAAGCUGUCAUUUGGUCCAGUAUCUCGACUGCAUUGAUUGGACAAGUCGGGGAGAGGCUGUUCUAUGUCGGCGCACCGGAUGAGUUCCAUCGCAAUUAUACCACCACACAAGAUUUCCUCGAUAUCCUGUCUCAUUACUGCCCAAGCGCAGAGGCCAAGAGAGCUUGGCGAGAACACCCAAGCUUUCUUGCUUUCAUGAAGCGCUGGCAACUUUCUGUAUACUUCCAAAUGCGGUAUCGCAGUAUCGCCACCUCGUUCGAGAGCGAGCUCGCACCAAUGCCACGGAGCUUUGCUACGCCGAAAGAAGCGCAGCCAUUGCCGUUGCUCACAGCGACACAAAGUGCUAUCGUUGCCUUUGUGGCGCCUUGGUCGCGGAGUGCUCAUCUGACUCCACUGAUCGCGAGACAGCUGAAGCUCAGCUUGAUGGUCGUUGCAAGGUACUAUACUUGGAUGUGCGAUCAGCAGAUGCUCCUUACUAAGGUCGAAGGCCAAGUAGAUGAACUCAAUGCAGUCUCAAAUCGACAGUUUGCAAUUUCUCAGGGAGGAGGAGCUAUUCCAUCUCGCAGUGCUACACCGGACCUGGACUCCCAAACUCUGGAUGAACGCAGUCUUAAAGCUCUGGCUAUCCUCGCCGCAGAUGCCGUAUGGUUCCGAUCAGAGGCUGCUCGUCGGCUGAAGGAAGACAUCAUUCCAAUGACCUCCUCCACCAGAGGGUGGAGCGAAGAAGCUUCGACUUUACCGUCUGAGAUAUCAGCUGCUCUUACUGAUGCCUUUCCUUACGAGAGCAGACUACUACCCUCUGUUGGUGCUGCCAUUGUAUCGCUUCUUAAGAGUCGUUGUGCAGAGGCUCUCCGCCUUGUCCGCUCUAUCAACACACAAUAUCGAGGGGGCACUAGCGGUCCCUCGACGCCCAACGCUGAAUUGCUUAGCAGCCAGGUAGAGCCUAGCUACUUUGUGCCACAGAUUUUCAGGCCCCUGCGAGCUUUCUUGGGCAAAGGCGACAGAUCUGGCGAACAAUUCAUGACGCCCGGUAGACUGGUCGCCAAGGAGUAUAGACUAUCAUGGGCGACUGAGGUGGUCGACGAUGUGGCGAUGCGCUAUGCCGCUUCAUUGACACAGAUGAUACAGAACUACGAAUCGCUCAGACGUCUCAAGCGCGGCAACAUGACAGGAAGUGGUGGAUUUGGAGGCUUAGCAAGCUCCUUUUUCCGAGGUGGCAGCAACUUCAGCAAUCAGACUGCGCCGGGUACGAGCAACGGCGACGAUAGCGAGUGGGUCCGUAUGCAGGUGCAAAUGCGAGUCGACGUUGCUCGAUUGGAGCAAGAUCUCAAGGAGCUGGGUGAGGUAGGGGUGGACAUCGAUCUGGACCGGAGCGAGCCAUGGUCCAAAUUGAGAGCUCUGGCGGCGGGACAGGACAGAGUGUGA